Molecule: messenger RNA, 6888 nt
Organism: Oncorhynchus keta (chum salmon)
Lineage: Eukaryota; Metazoa; Chordata; Actinopteri; Salmoniformes; Salmonidae
Product: pre-B-cell leukemia transcription factor-interacting protein 1-like
Exons: 12
Coding region: 742-3840 (1032 amino acids)
Source: RefSeq, a predicted model, not a curated record
GCUGGGGAGAGAAAAACAGAGUGUGAAGCGGUUGCCCAUGAUGCAGUUCUGUAUUCCUGUCUGGAGACUUGGGAAACUGAUGUGCUGCCUGGUGUAUCAGAGGAUCUCUGUUAUUCUCUGAUCCUGAGUCGGUUGGGAUGGAGACCUGCAGUGUGUGUGUGAAGCGUCGUCUUAACACCAAUCAGCUGAUCCUAGACCUGUGGAGAAACCAAACCUGUGAAGCAAUGGACAUGGCUUUUGAUGCUGCUUAGGUCACAUUUAAUUCCAAGUUUUAUUAAUUUCUGUACAGUCUUAAUAUGCAAGGAAUAAACUAUCUGAUUUUGUUUGUGUGUGCUAACCAGAGUCAGGUGAUGUGUGAGAAACAAAAAAGUAGAGCCUGACAUCUGCCAAUGUCAUCAUAGUGUCAGGUUGCACCACUCAACUUCGGAAAAGCAUUGCGUAUGGUAUAUUUUGCAUACCCACUCUCAUCACCUGCGAGUGUCAAUCAAUCUGAAAGUGUGUCCAUUGAGCGACACGAGAGAGCGAUUAUCAUUGGCGAGAUGGGCAAGGAGGGGUGGGACGUCAGAGAAUGCCCUUCCCGGUUGGACAAGAGAGCGUGGCUCACGCAAGUGUCAGACUCUUCCAAGUUCCGAAGUUAGGUGCAUUCAAUUAAUUUGGCAGAAAGGGAUUGACACACAAUUGCCAUUUAUAAGGGAACCAACGCGUUCAGAGAGAGGUGCUGGUCAGAGCCACGAGGGGGCAAUGUCUGGCAGCAGUGGUGCUGCCAACAGCAGUAGCUGGACUGUCCUCACAGCUGAGGAGACUGUUGCUGAGACACUGAGGCCUGUAGCGGAGGGAACAGAACACCAUGAAGAAACACCCAGUCAUACUGCUGCAGAGAAACCUACAGAGAGUAGGCCUGGGGAGGAUGCCGUGUCUGCUGAAGAGUCUCACUCUGUGAAGCUACAGCAGGAGACCCAGGAAACACAACCAGAGAGAGACAAGGAUUACACCCCUGUUGUAGAGAGUCCCACCCAUGACCUUCCUUUUGACCCUGCCCCUGACUCCACCCCUGCCCCUGACUCCACCCCUGCCCUUGACUCCACCUCUGCCCCUGACUCCACCCCUGCCCUCGACUCCACCUCUGCUAGUGUUGCUCCUCUGAGCUCUCUGUUAGAAGUCCUCGCCCCCACAGGGCUUGACCCAAAUACACACAGCCAAUCCAGAAGCCUCCCUGGGAACCCAGCCCCUCCCAUCUCUGACCCUGAUUCGUUCUCUGACUCCUACACCCACAUUAGCUCCUCCCCCGACCUUGAAGAGCCCCCUGCCUUGCUGCUCAACACUGAGCAGGUGGGGCUUGUACAGGAAGUGGAGGGGUAUAUACAGGAUGUGCAUCAUCAUUAUGAGGAAGGCCUUGGGCAGGAAGAGGAGGAGUCUGAUCUGUCUGAGGUCAGGGCCAAGACAGACUCCCAUCUGGAAGGGGAAGUGGUGGGGGAGGAGGAGGAAGGGGUGUCAGGGGUGAGGAGGAGGAGGGGGUCUCUCCUGGCGGCUAUGGAGCGGAUCGGAAGGGAGGAGGAAGAGGAGGAGGAGGAUGAGUUCCGGAUUCCGCAGCGGAGGGAGCAAGAGGAGACUGGUUUCUCUCUCAACAAGUGCAUCCUGGGAGCUGUCAUACUGCUGGGCCUCGGAACCAUCAUCUUCUCAGGUGUCUUCAUGGACCUGGAUGGUGAGGGGGACUAUGAUGCCAGGGAGCUGAGAGAAACUGAGGUUGUGGGAAAACAGGAAUGGCUGAAUCCUGAGGUUCCUCUUCCACCACCUGUAGAAGUUGACAGUACAGACCAACUGAAUAAACUGGCUAAAGAAGACCCACGGAUAGCUGUACUGCAAGCCCAACUCCUGGCACAGAAAGAGGAGCUAAAAGUAGCACAGAAGGAGGCGGAGGAUGGAGGGAAGGAGAGAAAGAAGAGGGAGGAGGUGGAGAAGGAGCACGGUAGGCUGAAGAAAGAGAUGACGUCGCUCCCUGUCCUUCAGAAGGAGAACGAGAGGAUGAAGAGAGAGCUGGAGUCUGUUCCUGUCUUACAGAAGGAUCUAGAGACACUCAGAGCCACAGUGACUGAACUAAAACACAGCACAGCCAAAGAAGCAGCAUCACCUCCAGUCUCUGCCUCUGUCCCGCCCCCCUCUGGCCAAGCUGGGGAUGACAGCCAGAACACAGCCGGAACAAUAGAGAGGAAUGGAGAGAAAACAGAGUUGAAGGGAGGGAAGACUGAUUGGAAUAAGGAAGGGAAGACUGAUUGGAAUAAGGGAGGGAAGACUGAUUGGAAUAAGGGAGGGAAGACUGAUUGGAAUAAGGGAGGGAAGACUGAUUGGAAUAAGGGAGGGAAGACGGAUUGGAAUAAGGGAGGGAAGACGGAUUGGAAUAAGGGAGGGAAGACGGAUUAUAAGGUUGAAAAAGAGUGGAGAAGUGGAAAAUAUGACCAGGAGAAAGAAGGAAAAGAGGAGAAAGAGUGGAAGAAGAAAGAAGACAAGAAGGGAGAAUGGAAGAAAGAUAAAUCUAGCAGAGGGGAUGAGGGCAAACCAUGGAAGGACAGAGGAAACAAGAUGGAAUGGAAGGAGAAGAGGGAGAAAAAAGACUGGAAGGUGGAGAAAGAUUGGAAAAAGGAAACACCUGAAAGAUGGAGUGAUAGCAAGGAGUGGAAGAAAGGCAAGGAUGAGCGGAAGGGAAAAGAGACCAAUCAAAAGAAAGGAGGUUGGGUUGAGGGCAGGGAUGAGUGGAAGGGAGAGAAGGAGUGGAAGGGAGAGAAUAAUGGAAAAGAGGAGAAACAUCUAAGAAAAGGAGGUUGGAACGAGGGCAGGGAUGAGUGGAAGGGAGAGAAGAAUGGAAAAGAGGAGAAACAUCUAAGAAAAGGAGGUUGGAAUGAGGGCAGGGAUGAGUGGAAGGGAGAGAAGGAUGGAAAAGAGGAGAAACUUCUAAGAAAAGGAGGUUGGAACGAGGGCAGGGAUGAGUGGAAGGGAGAGAAGGAUGGAAAAGAGGAGAAACAUCUAAGAAAAGGAGGUUAUAUUAAGGGCAGGGAUGAGUGGAAGGGAGAGAAGGAGUGGAAGAACGACAAGGAUGACUAUAAGGACCUUAGCAAAGGAUGGAAGGAGAGAGGAGAGAAAAAGGAGUGGAAGGGAGAGAAAGAUUGGACAAAGAAAGACAUCAGUAAAGAGUGGAAGAGUAAGGACAACAGGAGAGAAAAUGAGUGGUCUGAUGGAAAUAGAAAGAUGGAAGGAGUGAAGGAGGAGAGAAACGGUGGGAACUGGAAAAAGGACCGAGGGAAUGACCAGUACGAGAAAGAACACCACCACCACCACUACUCUAAGGAAGGGCAGAAAGAGAGAGAGAGGAGAAGGAGAGAAAAGGGCCCUCCCCAAACUCACCGAAGACCCCCCCUUGAGCAACCUGACUACUGGAGCCACCAGAGAGAACGACUGCAGCACAAACCCAACCCUCAAACCCACUGCAGUUCAGUGGAGGCCUGCGCCCAGGCAGAGGGGCUGCUCCCUGUCACCAUGCCGGAGUUUGAGGCCCUGCUCCUGGGUUACCUGGUCAAGGCAGAGAGGGUGGGGGUGGAGGCCUCCAAGAGGGAGGAGCUCAGUAAGCUAACCAAGGAGUUCUUCAGUGACGGAGUGUUUGUUCACGACCAGAUGAGCUUCAAGGACUUUGUGGAGGAUGUGGAUGACAUCUUAGAGGAUAUGGUGGAGGAUGAGGAGGUAGAGGAGGAGAUGGAUGACUUUGAGGAAGAGGCAAUGAACAGGUUUUCAGUUCCAGGGGGAGGAGAGAGGGAGAAGUGGAAGAAGGAUAGUGGGAGAGGACGGGUGUGAUGUAGUGAGAAAGGGAGUCAACGCAUGUCAGGAGGAGCAACACACACACACACACACACAUAUAUAUAAUAUAUAUGUGAUAUAUAUAUAUAUAUAUAUACACUACCACGGUUCAAAGGUUUGGGGUCAUUUAUAAAUGUCCUUGUUUUUGAUCAGAUUGAUCAGAAAUACAAUGUAGACAUUGUUAGUGUUGUAAAUUACUAUUGUAGCUGGAAACUGCUGAUUUUUUGUGGAAUAUCUACAUAGGCGUACAGAGGCCCGUUUUCAGCAACCAUCACUCCUGUGUUCCAAUGGCACAUUGUGUUAGCUAAUCCAAGUUGAUCAUUUUAAAAGGCUAAUUGAUCAUUAGAAAACAUUAGUGUCUAGUUUGAGAAACAGACGCCUCACAAGUCCUCAACUGGCAGCUUCAUUAAAUAGUACCCGCAAAACACCAGUCUCAAAGUCAACAGUGAAGAGGCGACUCCGGGAUGCUGGCCUUCGAGGCAGAGUUGCAAAGAAAAAGCCAUAUCUCAGACUGGCCAAUAAAAAGAAAAGAUUAAGAUGUGCAAAAGAACACAGACAUUGGACAGAGGAACUCUGCCUAGAAGGCCAGCAUCCCGGAGUCGCCUCUUCACUGUUUACGUUGAGACUGGUAUUUUGCAGGUUCUAUUUAAUGAAGCUGCCAGUUGAGGACUUGUGAGGCGUCUGUUUCUCAAACUAGACACACUAAUGUACUUGUCCUCUUGCUCAGUUGUGCACCGGGGCCUCCCACUCCUCUUUCUAUUUCUAGUUAGAGCCAGUUUGCGCUGUUCUUUGAAGGGAGUAGUACACAGCGUUGUACGAGAUCUUCAGAUUCUUGGCAAUUUCUCGCAUUGAAUAGCCUUCAUUCCUCAGAAGAAGAAUAGACUGACGAGUUUCAGAAGAAAGCACUUUGUUUCUGACCAUUUUGAGCCUGUAAUCGAACCCACAAAUGCUGAUGCUCCAGAUACUCAACUAGUCUAAAGAAGGCCAGUUUUAUUGCUUAUUUAAUCAGUACAACAGUUUUCAACUGUGCUAACAUAAUUGCAAAAGGGUUUUCUAAUGAUUAAUUAGCCUUUUAAAAUUGAAUUAGCUAACACAGGAGUGAUGGUUGCUGAUAAUGGGCCUCUGUACGCUUCCAUCUAGAGUAGUCAUUUACAACAUUAACAAUGUCUACACUGUAUUUAUAAUCAAUUUGAUAUUUUAAUGGACAAAAAAUUAGCUUUUCUUUCAAAAACAAGGACAUUUCUAAGUGACUCCAAACCUUUGAACGAAUAUAUAUAUAUAUAUAUAUAUAUAUAUAUAUAUAUAUAUAUAUAUAUAUAUAUAUAUAUAUAUACAUACACACACACACACACACAGUCUUGUAUAUCUAACCUUGUAUAUCUAACCCAUUCAAAAUUCUGUACCCUAACAUUAAUCCUUAAACCUAGCUCCUAACCCCAAAAUUAAACCUAGCUCCUAACCCCAAAACUAAACCUAGCUCCUAACCCUGAACUUAAUUCUAACUAUAACACCAAUUCUAACCUUAACCCUAAACCCCCUAGAAAUAGCAUUUGACCUUGGGGACUAACAAAAUGUUCCCAGUUGGUCAAAUUUGUUUGUUUACUAUUCUUGUGGAGACUUCUGGUCCCCACAAAUAUAGUCACACACACACACACACACACAUACACAUACACAUACACAUACACACACACACACACUAUUAAUGUCUUUAAGCUUAUGCUAUUUUCCAUUUCAACAGUUUAAAAGUCUGAAUGAAUAAUGUAUUACACACAAACACACACCUCAGGCAUUCAUUUCAGAGGGAUCUGUGAAGUUGUUGAUGGGAGUAGAGAGAGAGACUAGCAGGCCAGUGGCACUGAGGAAACAGAGGUCUGUCCAGCAGUCUUAACAUAGCUAGUCGGAGGGGACUAGAACUUGUCUCUCAAUGGCCAAUCCCAAAUCAACCCCUCGCCUAACCUCUUACUGUCCCCAUAGGAAACCAAACCACCCAGGAUCGCUAGCCUAGAAAAGUGGUGUAACACUUGUCUGUUUCAUAAAGAGGAGUGUGUUUCCGCUGUAGAUUACACUAUGCAUUGUGCACUGCCAAGUUAACCCUUUCACUGGUGGCAUGUAGCGUUGGUAGCUUUCAUUCAUGUCAAUCAUUUCUGUUAACUUAUUUAUUAAUAACUUUAUUUUUGUUUGUGAGACGUGGUCUUUAAAAGUCAUUAAAGGAUAGAUUUACAAAGUGACUGAAGUACUGAGGAGGAGUGAAUGUAACGUGAUGGUGAUGCAGGUCUUUAUUUUCAUGUCAAUGUUCAACAGGUUGUAAAUAGUGCACUAAAACACCACACACUUACAAACUAUUUGAAUGAUAUAUUCUAUUUCAAAUUAAAUAGAGGAUUUUAUAAAUGUUAACUUGCUUUGGAGACCAUGUAAUAUGAUGACCAUGUGCAUCCAUCCCUUUGGAUAAAGAGGGAAUGUAUUGAAAACACUAAAACGUCUUUACUUUUGGUUAUGUUGCAACAAUUAUUAUGAAGCAAAAUGCUCAUGGCACUUAAGAUAAGGAUUGUCUUCAGGAAAGAAAACAGUUGGAUGUUGUGGUUCAACUUUACUUUACACUCCUGUAUUUACCAGGUAUUUACUUAAAUAGUAGAAUGAUCAUUACAUCACAAUAACCACCUAAUAACAACUUUUCUAUUAUAAUUUUUUAAAUAUUCAUUGUAAUAGUUUCUAAUUCUAUUGAAUUCUUUGAGAUAAGUGCCAAAAGGUAUGACUGUUACCAUAGUUUCAUAGUAAAUACCUGGUAGAUACCAGAUGAAGCAGGGCUGUAAAAUCAAGUCUGACUGAUGCCCUAUGUUUACAUGAUGGUAACUGUGUAAGUCUGAUGAUUGACAAGCCCAGAUCCACUCAUUAAAACAUUGAUUGAACGGACAUUCAAGUUGAACCACGUGGGCUUACAGAGGCAUCGUUGAAAACUCCACUUUGUGUGAUUUAAAUGUGCAAAUGUAACAUGGUACGAUUGUGAUAAAAGCAACCUAAUAAAUGAAGCUUUGACCUUCUGAAGAA